CAAGGUACAAGGUUCAACUAAACGAGCCUACGGCAGUUUAUACAGCUGUUUUUAUCGUUUUAUUGUUGAAUGUAAAUUUGCACUUGGUGUUCUUGCUAUCUAUUAACAGUCAGUAUUAAUUCGUUGAUUCCUGUGCUCUUAAUUACCAAACUUGUGCCGUAAAUUCAGUGUAUCUACAACUAUUGUUAUCAUUGGAAUUAUUUUGAUAACAAUUAUGUUAACAAUUUAAUUGAUUUGCUAGUAAGAAAAUUAAGAUUUACGAUAUCGUACUUAAUUAGCUUCUUUUCCAUUUACUAGAAGGCACAGAGAUGAGUGAGCGUCCGCAGCCACUGAAAGCUGUUAAUCGGUUUUUUGAAGGCAAAGAACCAUGGCAGAUAGUUACAAUGACUGCUUCAUCAGUGCUAGCAAUAGUAUGGGCACACAGUCUCUACAAUGCCAAAGACAGUGUCACGGUGAGACUACGAAGAGAGUUCUUCAGAUGGCUUCGUCAAGUACCAAUAGUUCGUCGAAAGAUAGAAGAGAGAAUGAAUGAUAUCAAGAAAGGUUUCAAGAAAGAUGUAGCGAAGAGACUAGCCGGUAUGACUAUAUACCGGGAACUGCCUGAACGUGGUUUCACUGCUGAGGAGGUUGCUGAAGAAGUCAAAAAACAUCUGACACUAGGUUCAUAUGAUUGGAAAAUUGGUAACGUAUCUGGAGCCGUGUACCACGUGAACGAGGACAUCAGCGAUGUGGCGUGUUCCGCUUACUCCAUGACCGCGUACACGAAUCCGCUUCACGCGGACGUGUUCCCGGGCAUCAAUAAGAUGGAAGCUGAAAUAGUACGAAUGACAAUCAACCUGUUCCACGGCGACGACGAUUGUUGUGGGACGGUGACAACAGGCGGGACGGAGUCGAUUAUGAUGGCUUGCAAAGCUUUCCGAGAUUUGGCUUACAGUAAUGGCAUUAGCAACCCUCAAAUGGUGUUGCCAGUAACUGCGCAUACAGCUUUCGAUAAAGCGGCGCAGUACUUGGGCAUAUCUGUGGUGACGGUGCCAGUGUCGAGUGAAACUUACACCGUCGACGUGGAUGCCGUACGACGGGCUAUUGGCAGGAGAACUUGUAUGAUAGUGGGCUCGGCGCCGAACUUCCCGUACGGCACGAUGGACGACAUCGCGGCGCUGGCGGCGCUGGCGCAGGACGCGGGCGUGCCGCUGCACGUGGACGCGUGCCUGGGCGGCUUCGCGGCCGCCUUCAUGGCGCGCGCCGGCUUCGCGCUGCCGCCCUUCGACUUCCGCCUGCCCGGCGUCGCCAGCAUCUCCGCCGACACGCACAAGUACGGCUACGCCCCCAAGGGCACGUCGGUGGUGGUGUACCGUCGCCUGAGCCUGCGGCAUCACCAGUACACCGUCACUACUGACUGGCCAGGCGGAGUGUACGGGUCGCCUACGGUUAACGGCAGCCGCGCGGGCGGGCUGAUCGCGGCGUGCUGGGCCACCAUGAUGUUCGUGGGGGUGGAGCGCUACGUGCAGAUGACGAAGGAGAUCGUCUCCGUCGCGAGGUUCAUCGAAGCUGAGCUACGAAAAAUCGAAGGCAUAUUUAUAUUCGGCAAGCCGGCCACGACGGUGAUCGCGUUCGGCUCCAAAAAGUUCGACGUGUUCAAGUUGGCGGACAAGUUGCAUAAGAAGGGAUGGAGCUUGAACGCCCUGCAGUUCCCUUCAGGCAUCCACAUCGCCGUGACGCACGCGCACACGCAGGCGGGCGUAGCGGAGCGGUUCGUAGCGGACGUGCGCGCCGCUACGAGCGCCUGCCUCAAGGAGGGCGGGGAGCCGGUGGAGGGGAAGAUGGCCAUAUACGGCGUCGCUCAAGGCAUUCCCGACCGAAGUCUCGUGUCAGACAUCACCAAGUACUUCAUCGACUCAAUGUAUUAUCUGCCUAAGCCGGAAGACUACGUGGAAGAGAAUUAAACGAUUAAAAUACAA
Vanessa atalanta (red admiral) is the source of this 1958-nucleotide messenger RNA. It is a transcript of the gene Sply, whose product is annotated as sphingosine-1-phosphate lyase. NCBI's taxonomy places the organism in Eukaryota, Metazoa, Arthropoda, Insecta, Lepidoptera, Nymphalidae. The transcript is spliced from 11 exons. Gene Ontology annotation, biological process: sphingolipid catabolic process; carboxylic acid metabolic process. The coding region runs from base 309 to 1943 and encodes 544 amino acids. The record is from RefSeq and is a predicted model, not a curated record. Gene Ontology annotation, molecular function: pyridoxal phosphate binding; sphinganine-1-phosphate aldolase activity. Gene Ontology annotation, cellular component: endoplasmic reticulum.